This is a messenger RNA of Camponotus floridanus (Florida carpenter ant), 2805 nucleotides long. It is a transcript of the gene Sam-S, whose product is annotated as S-adenosylmethionine synthase. The record is from RefSeq and is a predicted model, not a curated record. The coding region runs from base 516 to 1730 and encodes 404 amino acids. Gene Ontology annotation, biological process: S-adenosylmethionine biosynthetic process. The transcript has 11 exons. Gene Ontology annotation, molecular function: methionine adenosyltransferase activity; ATP binding. NCBI's taxonomy places the organism in Eukaryota, Metazoa, Arthropoda, Insecta, Hymenoptera, Formicidae. Gene Ontology annotation, cellular component: cytosol.
CGCAUUCGCAGUACAAUUUCGAAAAGUGACGAUAUAAUAUUGUCUCAUCAAGCUUGAUUUCGGUUUUGUUUUCCGCGAUUGCGACUCAGAUUUCUAUCGGGAAAAUAUAAUAGUGAUCAUUUAAAAUCAAAAUUCGACGUUUACGUAGUGAUAAUUAUAGCACGCGAAAAUAAAAUCACGCACUGAUAAACUCUCGAUUAGCAUUAUCGCAACCUCGAGCACGUGGACGACGAAGCGGAGCAGCCACGAGGCCGGGCGACGACACGAGAGCCACGCAGAUUCAGCGAGCUUCCGAGCGACUCGAAUUCCGCGCCGAUUUGACAGGACGGAGGUCGAGUAAAACGGCGACGAGGAGGCACGUGGAGGGAACUCGGUAGAAGCGGACCAAACGACAGAGAAACUCGGCGGCCGUGCUCUGCGCGGGAUUCUCUCGUUCUCUCAUUCUCUGUCGAGUGGCGAGGGUCGGCUACGACGCGACGACGACAACGACGGCGACAACCCCGAAACGCAGGAAAAUGCCGGAGACCGCGCAUCACAUGAACGGUUACGCGAAUGGCCACGCGCCGCCCGAGCUACAGCAGGACACCACUUUCCUGUUCACGUCGGAGUCGGUCGGCGAGGGACACCCAGACAAAAUGUGCGAUCAAAUAAGCGAUGCCAUUUUGGAUGCACACCUGAAGCAAGAUCCCGAUGCUAAAGUAGCAUGUGAAACUGUAACAAAGACCGGGAUGAUACUUUUGUGCGGAGAAAUUACAUCAAAAGCUGUAGUAGAUUAUCAAAAAAUCGUUCGAGACACAGUAAAGCACAUUGGUUACGACGAUUCUUCAAAAGGUUUUGACUACAAGCUGUGCAAUGUUCUGUUGGCGCUCGAUGCUCAAUCACCAAAUAUUGCGGCAGGCGUUCAUGAAAACCGUAGCGACGAGGAAGUGGGAGCAGGAGAUCAGGGUCUAAUGUUUGGAUACGCAACCGAUGAAACCGAUGAAUGCAUGCCACUGACGGUCGUAUUGGCGCAUAAAUUAAAUCAGAAAAUUGCCGAACUAAGACGAAGCGGCGAAUUAUGGUGGGCUCGUCCAGAUUCAAAAACACAGGUGACCUGCGAAUAUAUCAUGGAUCAUGGGGCUUGUGUACCUAUAAGAGUUCAUACUGUUGUGGUAUCGCUGCAACAUAGCGAAAAAAUCGGUUUAGAUGAGCUACGCAAAGCGAUCAUGGAGAAAGUCAUCAAAGACGUAAUACCACCGAGAUAUCUGGAUGACAGAACAAUCUUUCACGUGAAUCCUUGUGGGCUGUUCAUUAUUGGUGGACCACAGAGUGACGCUGGCCUCACAGGACGAAAAAUCAUCGUAGACACAUACGGUGGUUGGGGAGCGCACGGUGGUGGUGCAUUUUCCGGUAAAGAUUUUACAAAGGUGGACAGAUCGGCUGCAUAUGCCGCAAGAUGGGUUGCAAAGUCCCUGGUAAAAGCCGAUCUCUGCAGGCGCUGUCUCGUACAGGUCUCCUAUGCCAUUGGGGUGGCAGAACCAUUAUCAAUCACAGUGUUCGAUUAUGGCACAUCCACACGUUCCCAGAACGAGCUUUUAGAUAUAGUGAAUAAAAACUUUGAUUUACGACCGGGAAAGAUUGUCAAGGAGCUGAAUCUUCGCAAUGCUAUUUAUCAACAAACCAGUACAUAUGGCCAUUUUGGACGGGAUGGUUUCACAUGGGAGCAACCAAAAAAAUUGAUUCUCGAUUGAUGAGAGAAUAGGCUUUAAGUUGGCUUCGGCGUUUUUCGAUUAAAUAGGCAUCCGAUAAAACGUCUGUUUCUCUAUCUCUUCCUCUAUCUAUCUUUCUCUCUCUCUUUCUCUCAGUAAUCGUGUUAUAUCAAAUAAAAAAAUGAUGAACAAAAAUAUUGCCCGAAGCCUUUUUCGGAGAUUUUUUUUUAUCUCUGUGCCGCAACUAUUACCGAGUCCACCGAUUUCUCAAUGCCAAUAUGUUAGCAGUAGCAAGGACUGAAGAGAAAAGGGAGGAAUUCUUUUUCUAGUUCUUUUUUUUCGUGCCGUGAAGAGUAUACACUUGGUAUACAUAUUAUGACGACAGACAUAUAGUACAAAUCUCUCGUUCAUAAUCCGACACGCGGAUAUGGACAAUCAUUUCUUCCUUCACUUUUCGCGGAAUCGGUUUUCGGGUGAUACUUCUCAAUAACACGGUUAAACAAUCAUCUAGGUACAAUAAACGCAUCGUGCGGGGAAAGGGGUGAAUCGAAUCUAUUACGGAGCCCCAUAUUGUUGUAAGCCCAUAUUUCACGUCCUAAUGAAUUUCUUUCUUUAACGUUCAAUUAGAUAAUUCAGUCUGGCAUAACUAGAAGCAAAAAAAAAACAGUAAAAGUUAUAGUGAACAAAUGUAACUUCCCAUCUGGAAAGAAAAUGUAUAAACAGGCGCUACAUCGAUUCGAAUUUUCAGAUUAAAAAAAUAACUGUAAUCCCAUAGAUUUUUAGCACGAUACUGGUAGCCAUUCACACGUACAUGAAAGUUCGAUCUUCCGAUCUGAUUAUAAUAAUUUUCAAAUGCACGAAAAUAUAAAUCUCAAUAAGUUUGCAUUUUUUAUCUUGUCUUGAGAUUUAGCGCCAUAUAUAUGUAUGUAUAAUCGAUCUUUCGUGUACGUAUUUUCAUUAGAAUUAUUACCAUCGUCUUAAAGCGGUAAAAAUAUCGGGAAAUAUAAUUGAUGACAGUGAUGUGUCUAGCGUGUAUGUAGCAAAGCAGGAAAUGACGCUUGUGUUCGAGUCUCAUGAAGUAGUCGUGACAUAUUAUUGGAUCGAUCAAUACAUUACC